UGACUACUUGACUAGGGACACACAAUUGAUGGGUUUCAGGAAAGGUUCGAGGAGAAGUGAAGACAAAAUGGGUGCCAAUCAAAGACAUGGAGUUCAAGUGGGGUAUGGGAGUAUUGGCGAGGAAGUCCGGAGGGGGUCCCCCGACAGAGGUAGAUCUAAGGACGUGGAUAGUGGUGAGAUUUUCAAGACGGAAUCUAGAAUAAAGGUGGAUCGACGUCAUAGCCAUAGGGAGGAAGAAGAGGAAGGAGGCAUUGGGGAUGGAGUACGACGUUCCACCAGACCGGAAACGCCUGGGCAAGCCGACGGAAAGCCUCGCGGACAGCCAAGAUCACAAAGUGGCAGAAUCGGAAUGGGCAAUGGUAGCAGGACCAGGAGUGACAGUAGUGGGUCAUUAAAGAGACAGCGGAGUCGGGUGGAGACACAAGCUACGACAAACGGAAUUAUGAAAAAGUGGCCCCCGUUCCUCUGGAUCAUGUUCAAGUUCCUGGGAUUGUUUUGGGCCAGACCUGUGAUCAAGGAGAGGUAUUGCCAUCAGUGCUACCGUAAAAAACAGGAGGAAGAGCAGAAACUCGUUCCCUCGAGACACUUCUCCUACCUCCAUACGCCAGAGAUCGGCAUCGAUGACUCGGACAUUGUUGACAACCUUAGGCCAUCUUACUUGUACCAGGAGCACAACGCUUCGGGAUCAGGCGAAUCGAAUCCUUUGCUCAUUGGCAACAUCCAGGUCGACUACCGAGUCGUUAACGGUUCAGGAUACUGCGUCAAUGAACACACUCAUGGUAACGAGGAGGAGGUGGAGAAGGAAAAGAGUGAGCGAUGCAGGGUUUGUGAUGCGUUGUGGUGGACUGGAAAGGGACAAUACUUGAAGUACACCGACACAUCAAUUGGUCUGAACUCCUGGAAUCACCGUGGCAGCGGGAUUCUUUCACUUGUCCUCCUCAUAACUUACCUCUCUCUCAUUCUCUAUGACGCUGGCUAUUAUGCAAGCAUCUAUUGGGGCAAGAAGGAAGACCUCAUCCGAUACAUCAGCUACAUGGCAUACCUCGUCUUUGCGGCAAGCGUCCCAGCAAUCUGUCUCUUCGGCCUCCUUCGAAAUGCUGUGACAAACCCUGCUCCACGUUUCACCCAGUGGCCGCGCGUCCUGGACAUCAGAUACGUGGUGCGUAGACUGCAGUAUCUGGACCUUGCUGACCACGGGCUUCCUUGCAAGCCUUUCCUGGUGGCCUGCACGGUGUUCCCGCUCUUCAUCGCCUUCUACAAAUUCAUGUUCUACACUGUCCUUCUGAAAGACAGCAUAUAUGUUCAUUUACACAGCUAUUUGGCAUGCAUAAUAGCUGCCAUUGGUCUCACAUUCUAUGGUGUCUUCUCCUAUUUCAUAUACCUCAUGAGGAUCUCGUUUGACUCUCAUCUUAAACUUGACAUUGAAUUCAUACGGAACCACGUUGGUCAGCUGGAUGUUUGCCGGUCAAAGAUGUCAUCGACCGUGCAGGACUUCCUCAAUCUGCGACAGCUGGCCAACGGAUGGAUGGUUAUGGUGUUUGGGGUCAUUACAUGGGCACUUGCAACACAGAUAACAUGGAACUACAUGUUGUUCAGUGGCCUCUACUUGGGUCACGGCGGCUCUUUCUCCACGCAUUCUUGGACCAUCCAGAUGUACAUCAACGGCCUCAUGGCGAUGGAGAAUGCCAUGUUUUUCUUCUUCCCGUGCUUUGCCAUCGGUGGCUUCAACAUCAACAUCGUCUGGAUCCACUUCCAUUACCGCCUGCUGGAGCUUCGGCGCGCCCGUCACGAGCGUUUCUGGUACCGCCUGCUGCAGUUCCUCAAGGAGCAUGACCCCGUCAAAAGCUCCAUGCGUGUCACCAUGCUCUUCACCCUCAUAAGUCUCUUCGUGGCACUCCAGUUUGGUGAUCAGAACAUCUAUUACUUUUACAACAACAUUACCGCCUCUGAUAUCGGACCUGAUCACCCCGCCGGCAUCUCCGCCGCUCAGGAUGAAAGUGGAAACUUUCCACCUUUGAUUCUACACUAAACUUUCAUCAGCUAAAUAACUCAUAUUAUUCACUGUGCAUUUCUGGUUAUAUGCGACCCAUAUCAUUUGCCGUAGUUGUAACGCUGCACUGCAGCACAACCUUUGACACAUACAUUCACAAGCAGACGACCUGGGCCAUCACGACGACUAACUUUCGGAAUUGCUUGAUUCAGAUGUUAUAUAAAACAAAUAAUGAAUGUUUUUUAUUUGAUCAAAAGUGUGAAUAUUUUCAUUCGUUCAAUAGUGCGAAAAUGUUCAUUCUUUGAGAGAUUAACGUUCUAUUAAACUCAUAAACAUUCAUUAUUUGUAUACUAUUCAGUGAUAAAAACCUAGAGAAUCAUAACACAUGCAUGCAAAGAUGAGGCUUUCACAUUUGUAUAAUUUAAUAACAAAGUCAAAAGAAGAAUAUAUUUACAAAAAUAAUACAUGUACUAAUUAUGAACAUUAAAUUAAAAAUUGUUAAUUUGUGAACAAGUUAAGAUUAUCAAUUAACACUGUCUAAUAUUCAGCCACUAAAUGUACAAAGACCAUGGCAUAUUGCACUGUAUAUUCAAUAGGCCUUUGGCUGCUCUGAAGUGUGAGAUGAGACUCAAAUUCAUUAUUUCUUUUUGGAUUGUUGUUCUACUUUAAAGGUACUAUGUCCCAUUUGCAGGUCAAAAAAAUGAAA
Strongylocentrotus purpuratus (purple sea urchin) is the source of this 2696-nucleotide messenger RNA. RefSeq lists its product as uncharacterized. NCBI's taxonomy places the organism in Eukaryota, Metazoa, Echinodermata, Echinoidea, Camarodonta, Strongylocentrotidae. The record is from RefSeq and is a predicted model, not a curated record. The transcript is spliced from 4 exons. Bases 29 to 2029 code for a protein of 666 amino acids.